Molecule: messenger RNA, 1246 nt
Organism: Rotaria sp. Silwood1
Lineage: Eukaryota; Metazoa; Rotifera; Eurotatoria; Philodinida; Philodinidae
Source: the annotation of a GenBank genome assembly
AUGUUAUCGAAUAAUAAUAAUGAAAUCAUAAAAAUAGAACAAUUUCCAUCAGAAGAUAUUCAUUGUAUAGCAAUAAAAUUACCAACAAUAGUUGAAAUGCAACUUAGAAAUAAUCAACUUCUCAGAAAUGUUAUUCAUAAUUAUAGACAUCAUGAACUAUAUUUAAAUUUAUCUAAAAAGAAUAAAAUAUCUUCAAUAAAAGCGAUAGACAAACAAGAAGAUAUUCUUGUGGUUGAAGCUAAAUCUUUAUGUCCUAUGGAAUCAAAUGAUACAUUUGAUUCAUCAUCAGUUAUUCUAUCAAAAACUAAAGAGAGUUUUACAAAGCCAAUGAAUCAAAUUCAUAAUCAAUAUAAAAAUAAAAAUCAUAAAAAAGAUAUUGAAGAUGUUGUAAAUGGUAUUGUUAUGUUAACUGAUCAAUCAACUUCUUCAUUUUCAGAUCAAACAGAUAAUAAAAUAGCUAAUGAACUGAUGAAUGCAACACAAAAACAAGGUUAUGCAAUCAAUUGUGAACGAAUGCAUGUUCGUAUGGUAUUAGAUUUAAUUUUAGUGGAUAAUCGUUUAAAUGGUAAAACAAUGAUAUUUCAAUCAGAAUCAAUUAUUUUAUCUCGUAUGAUUCGAAAAAUCUAUCUAUGUACUCAAGUACGAACAUUAUGUUCCUAUGGUGAUGUAAUUACAAUAAUUAAUGAUACUGAUUAUCAACAAAUACGUUUUCGUACAUAUAAACGAAUGUCAUUAUCAUUAGAUGAAUUUAUUGAAAUUUUCGGUGAAAUGUAUCAUACAUCUUAUGAUACAAUUGAAACAAUAAAAUAUUAUUUAGAUGCAAAUGAUAUUAUUGAUCUUGAUACAAAUCUUAUUCAUUCAUCAAUAUUAACAUCAAAACAAAUAGAUGAUAUAAUUGAAUAUAUUGUACGUGAAGAUGCUAUAAGACAAUUAUUAAAAUUAAUAUUUAAUCGAACAUAUAAUAGUGAUAGUCAUAUUGAUUAUGAAUAUCGACAAUUUAAAUUAAAUCUUCCAAUGAAAUUGAAUGAUUUACAUCAAACAAUUAAAAAAUUAAAUGGUUUUAAAACAUUAGAUCAAUUCUAUAUUGAUUUUCAUGCAAAAGAAGUUAUUGAUGAACGAUUAAAUAAAAUUUGUAAAAAAAUUCAAGAUCAUUUAAAUUUACAUAGUUGUAUAACACGUGUUGCACUUAAAAUGAUUGGUGAACAUUUCAAUGGUACAAUACUUAUACCAUUUCUUAAUGAAUUUA